This is a messenger RNA of Photinus pyralis (common eastern firefly), 734 nucleotides long. RefSeq names its product endocuticle structural glycoprotein SgAbd-1-like. Gene Ontology annotation, molecular function: structural constituent of chitin-based larval cuticle. The record is from RefSeq and is a predicted model, not a curated record. Gene Ontology annotation, cellular component: chitin-based extracellular matrix. NCBI's taxonomy places the organism in Eukaryota, Metazoa, Arthropoda, Insecta, Coleoptera, Lampyridae. The transcript has 3 exons. Bases 212 to 637 code for a protein of 141 amino acids.
UAAUAAAUGUGCAAAUGACAGACGUUGCAUAAACGAACACUAAAUUUGAUUUCAAUUUCAUCACAAUAAUUGUAUAAGUUCAUAAGGUCAAGUACGAUUUCAACGAUUUUCCCAUACAAUGCACCAAAAUACUAUUUAAAGGUGGGACUGUAUAAAUACAGCGAGUUAGUAAUCACGGAGGGUUAGACUAUUUUAGAAUUUGCUCGAGAUCAUGCACAUACAAAGUUUGUUUUGUGCCAUUGUUGGUCUGCAGUCGAUCGUGUUGGUGUCCGGAGUGGUUCCCGGCGAAAAUAGCAAGAUCCUAAAGUACGAAAGUGAAGGUGUCAACAGCGAUGGCUCAUACAGGUGGAGUUACGAAGCGGACAACGGUAUUGCUGCCCAGGAGCAAGCCCAUGUGAAGGAAUCUGGAAGUUUGGGAGUGCAAGGCUCCUACCAGUACACGGCUCCGGGAAAUAUUCCAGUUUCAAUUGUCUACAUCGCCGAUGAAAACGGGUUUCAGGUCCAGGGAAAUGUGCUUCCCGAACCGCCACCGAUACCUCCAUGGAUAUUAAGAGCUCUCGAGUGGAACGCGGCACAUCCAGAAGAAGAGGAAGAGGAGGAGAAUCGCAUACGGCAACGAAAAGCCAAACAUAAGUAAUUUAACCAUCCUAAUGUACUAUACCAAAUUCUCUAGGUAGUAAUAGAAACACUUUUAAGCGGGUCUCCUUUUUUUUUAAAUAUAGUUAAGACGAGAC